GGUCCAGAUUCAAAGUUGUUGGCACGCUGCACCAAAAUAUCUACCUUUUUAAAAUCGAAACUCAGAGUCCGGAGUAUUCGGUUCGGUUGAUCGUCAAGGGCUGUAACAAGAUGGGUGCUAAACUCAAAUCCAUUGUGGCCACCUUCUUCCUUUGCUUCCUCUUGUUUCCCCUGGUCUUUACUGCUUCCAAUGGUGGGCUAUUCAGAAUUGGAUUAAAAAAGAGGAAGUUUGAUCGAAAUGACCGUGUUGCUACUCAGCUAGAGUUAAAGGAAGGGAAGUCUGCUGCUUCUAUUAGGAAAUAUCGUCUUCAUGGGAACUUAGGAGAUCCAGAGGACACAGAUAUUGUAGCUCUAAAGAAUUACAUGGAUGCCCAAUAUUUCGGAGAGAUUGGUAUUGGUACUCCUCCUCAGAAUUUCACUGUAAUAUUUGAUACCGGUAGUUCUAAUUUGUGGGUGCCAUCUUCCAAGUGUUACUUCUCGGUUGCAUGCUACUUCCAUUCCAAGUACAAGUCAAGCAGCUCAAGCACCUACAAGAAGAAUGGUAAACCAGCUGCUAUCCAUUAUGGAACCGGAGCUAUUUCUGGGUACUUUAGCCAAGAUUAUGUGAAAGUUGGUGAUCUUGUGGUCAAGGCUCAGGAAUUUAUUGAGGCAACUAGGGAACCCGGCAUCACAUUCUUGGUGGCCAAGUUUGAUGGAAUUCUUGGCCUUGGAUUUCAAGAGAUUUCAGUUGGAAAUGCUGUGCCUCUCUGGUACAACAUGGUCGACCAAGGUCUUGUUAAAGAACCAGUCUUCUCUUUUUGGUUUAACCGGAAUGCCGAUGAAGAAGAAGGGGGUGAGAUCGUUUUUGGUGGGGUGGAUCCUAACCAUUACGAAGGUGAACACACAUAUGUUCCUGUGACACAGAAAGGCUAUUGGCAGUUUGACAUGGGUGAUGUCAUGAUUGAUGGUGAAACAACUGGAUUUUGUGCUGGUGGAUGUUCAGCAAUUGCUGAUUCGGGAACAUCUUUGUUGGUUGGCCCAACGUCUAUUAUCACUGAAGUCAAUCAUGCAAUUGGAGCCACUGGGGUUGUAAGUCAAGAAUGCAAGGCUGUGGUUGCAGAAUAUGGAGAAACCAUAAUCAAGAUGCUAUUAGAAAAGGACCAACCAAAGAAAAUCUGCUCACAGAUUGGUUUGUGCACUUUUGAUGGGACUCGAGGUGUAAGUAUGGGCAUCGAGAGUAUCGUUGAUGAUAACACUCAAAAAGCAUCUGGUGGUUUGCGUGAUGGAAUGUGCUCUACAUGUGAGAUGACCGUCGUUUGGAUGCAGAACCAACUUAAGCAGAAUCAAACACAGGACCGUAUACUUAACUAUGUCAACGAGCUCUGUGACCGGCUGCCUAGUCCAAUGGGAGAAUCAGCAGUUGAUUGUACCAGUUUGUCUUCAAUGCCUAAUGUUUCCUUUACAAUUGGUGGAAGGGUUUUCGACCUCAGCCCUGAAGAGUAUGUCCUUAAAGUUGGUGAGGGAGAUGUCGCUCAAUGCAUUAGUGGAUUUACAGCUCUGGAUGUGCCGCCUCCUCGUGGACCUCUCUGGAUCUUGGGGGAUGUUUUCAUGGGUCGCUACCAUACAGUAUUUGACUAUGGGAAUCAGAGAAUCGGAUUUGCAGAAGCUUCCUAAAUGAGUAUAUUUACCGUUUGGUUUGUCCUAGUGUAUCCAUCUCUUCGUCUGAACACCUUCUAUCCUGAAAUACUAGUGUUGGCCCACGUGUUGAAAGUAAGCUUCAAACGAUAAUUACAUGUAAAUAUGUUUGGGCUUAGUGUGGCUUUCAUGAAGCUUGUCAUGUGAAUGUGUUAAACUUGUUUUAAUCAAGAAAUGGAUCAUUGGCUACAGUAUUUUAUA
Corylus avellana is the source of this 1874-nucleotide messenger RNA. Its product is annotated as aspartic proteinase A1. Gene Ontology annotation, molecular function: aspartic-type endopeptidase activity. NCBI's taxonomy places the organism in Eukaryota, Viridiplantae, Streptophyta, Magnoliopsida, Fagales, Betulaceae. Gene Ontology annotation, biological process: lipid metabolic process; proteolysis. The record is from RefSeq and is a predicted model, not a curated record.